This is a messenger RNA of Plasmodium relictum, 1287 nucleotides long. RefSeq names its product conserved Plasmodium protein, unknown function. Lineage: Eukaryota; Apicomplexa; Aconoidasida; Haemosporida; Plasmodiidae. The coding region runs from base 1 to 1287 and encodes 428 amino acids. The record is from RefSeq and is a predicted model, not a curated record. The transcript is spliced from 9 exons.
AUGGAGAAUAUAGAAUAUAAAUUUCAAAUAAAGCCAAUAGGAAUAAAAUAUAAUAAACUUCAAGAAGAUAACCCAGAUAAAAAUUUAAAUUCUAAAAAUUUUAAGGCUACUAAAAAUAAUGAAAAUAUAUUUAAUACAAAAGAUAAUGCAAGUUACACUAAAGUAGAAAAUAAAAAAAAAGAAUAUAAUUUAUUUAAAAAUGCCCGAGAUAUUAAAAUAAAUACAAAUGAUCAAAAGGUUAAAUCUAAUAUAAAAAAUAAAACAGGUAGCAAACUUAAUGGAUUUAAGGGCAUUAAAGAAAAAAAAAGUAAAGUAAAUUAUUUAAAUAAAUGUGAUAUAAAAUCAGAAAAAAUACAAUCUGUUAAUAUAAAUAAUAGUGAAAACGAAAAAUGUAAUUCUAUAAAAUAUUUAAAUAAAAAUUUUACGCAAAAUGAAAAAAAUAGUAAAAUGUGUACAAAGUUAAUAAAAAAUGAUGAUAAUUAUCUAAAUGAGCUUCUAAAAAAAGAAAAUAUAUGUAUUCAAUCUGAAAAAUGUGAUGAAUAUAAUAAGGAAAAUAAAAUCUCCAUUCUUUCUAGUGGUUCAACAUUAGAAGAAAGUUCAGAAGAAGAUAUUCAAAAUUUAGAUUUAAUAGAACAAUAUAAGAAAACAAAAAAAAAAGAAUUAGAAACAAAAAGAAAAAAGAUAAUUCUAUAUAAAAGAUCAAAACUAAUAAAAAAAUCAACUUAUAAAAAUGCUCAGACACAAGUUUUUCUUGAUGAUUUUUCUAAAUAUUAUGAGAGAGUAAAACCUGAAAUUGAAAAAAUAGUUGAAGAAGUCUUAAAUAAGGCAUUAAAAGAAAUAUAUGAAGAACAAGAGUUGAAAAAAAUUAAAUAUAAAAUAGAUUAUUAUGAAAAUAUAAGGAAAGAAAAGCUUUUAUCCCUAAAAAACUUUGAAAAAAAAAGUGAAGAUUUUUAUGAAGAAACUCAAGAAAAAAUAAAAAAUAGAAUUAAACUUAAAAAAGAAGUUGAAAUCAUAAUGAAAAAAAAAAUUGCACACAAUAAAGCUCAAAAAAAUAUUCAUUAUAUUUUUCAAAAAAAUUUAGAUCAAUAUUCAUUGAUGGAUUUGUUACCAAACAAUUUUGAGAAAAAUAUUAAUUUAAUCAUUUUACCAUGGAUAAGUGAAUUUAUUUAUUAUUUAGUAAAUAUAAAAAAAGAAAUUGCCCAUUAUGUCAUCACUGAAAUGAUUGAACAAUCUCUUAUAUCCAAUUCAGAAAUAUUUGAGAAAUUUAAAAGGUUAAAUUAUAUUUAA